Folsomia candida is the source of this 2483-nucleotide messenger RNA. RefSeq names its product putative leucine-rich repeat-containing protein DDB_G0290503. The transcript has 7 exons. The record is from RefSeq and is a predicted model, not a curated record. Lineage: Eukaryota; Metazoa; Arthropoda; Collembola; Entomobryomorpha; Isotomidae. Gene Ontology annotation, cellular component: endoplasmic reticulum membrane. Bases 147 to 2339 code for a protein of 730 amino acids.
CUCUCAGAGUCCCCGAUCCCAUCCGAUUAUUUAUCUGUACACACUCUCUGCGAUGAUGAGAAAAAUGUGAGUUCUUUUCAAGAAAAUUACUCGAGACUUCAUCGUGAAUUAAUUUAUUAAAUUAAUCCUCGUAACUCCAAAUAAAAAUGGAAACCACGACCCUUUUUGAUUUCGAGAUGCUCCUCUUGAUCCUCUUUAUCUGUGUCAUCACGGCGAUCGGGGUUUAUUUCCUAUCAAUUUUUGGCGUUAAAGAAAAGUCCUAUGAAGAAGCUAUAGCAGAGCAGAAGAAACGUUCGGAAGAGUUGUUGGGAAAGCCGCCACAGAAGAAGAUUAAGUUAAAUAAGGAUAAGGUUGUUAAAUCAGCGAAGAAAGUGGGGAAGAAUCAACAGAGGAAGGUUGUUAAAGAUUUGGAGGUGGUGGAAGGGUUGGUGGAGGAUGUUCUUGGUGAGGAGGUGACAGAGGAGAAGUUGGUCAGUAAGAAACACAUUGAAAUCGUGGAGGAGCCGGAGGUGUUGGAGCUCCCCCAGGAGAACCUCCGCCGGCCCUCCCUCUGCACCGCAACGCCGAAGAAAUCAAUCCUCUCAAAAUCCGAUCCUUCCCCUUCGCCGCCGCCUCCUGCACCCACGACGGAAAAUACAGAAGACGAACCCCUGAACCACUUUGAAACGAUUCACCCAAAAGACGACGUAGAACUCAAAUUGGAAAAAUUGCCAAGGAAAAUUCCCAAAAAAUCUACUCCACCAUCACAAAACACCACCUCCCCUCCUCCCACCACCCUCCUGCAACAAAUAACGACGACCCCGCUGACCCCCACAGAACUCCAAUCCCUAAUCGAAGCCUUGUUAAACAAACAAACUCCAAACUGGACCCCGACAUCCCCCACGUCGAAAGACUCUCUAAAAAAGCAACUCCAAAUAAAAGACGGUCAAAUCUCGGAAUUAGAAUCAAACUUAUCCAGUUUGACCCAAAAACUGGGUCAAAUCCGUUUGGAAUCGAGUGGGGAGAAAUCAAAACUGCUCCAAAUGAAGAAACAACUCGAGGAAAUAUUGAAUUCGAAACAGUUGGAAAUUCAAAAUCUGCAGCAAAGAUUUCGCCAAUUGUCGGAAGUCUCGAUUUCCAAGGAGAAUGAUUUACAGAAAAGUUUGCUGAUUUAUAAACAGCGCUGCGUGGAGGUUGGGGAUGAGAGCGAGAGGAUCAAGGGGGAGGUCGGGAGGAGGGAUGUGGAGUGGAGGGGGAAGGUCGAGAGUUUAGAGAGGGAGGUGGGUGCCUUGAAGGCGCAGUAUGGCAAGCAGGGAAACCAGCUCGCCUCGGCCUUCCAAUCGAACGAGGACCUCACCGGCCAACUCCGCGGGAUGACAUUAAAACUGACGAAUCUAGAGGGACAAAUCCACUCGAUGGAUUUAAUAAUUCAGGAAAAAGAUAUGGAAAUUCGAGAAAUUUCUAAAAAAAUGGACACGGAAAACGAUAAGGAGCACGCUCGAUUGAUUUUAAAUUUAGCCACGAUGGAGAAAAACUUAGAAGAUUUACAGAGAAAAUACGACGAUGGGAUUAAAAAUGAAAUGAAUUUAAAGAAAAUUAUCGAUAAUUUAAAUCAAGAUUUAAUUAAGGAGAAGAUUUUAGAGGGGGAAAUUAGGGAGGAGGGAGGGAGGAGGGUGGGGGGCUUGGAGGUGGAGUUGGAGGGGGUUAAUAGGAAGAAUGAGGAACUCCGUGAGAAGAACGUGAAACUAUUGGAAUCCUUAAAGAUGAGUGAGAAGCAGUUGGAGGAGAAGUUGGGGGUUGUCGUGGAGGAGAGGAAGCAAUUGGUGAGGAUGGUCAGUGAUUUGGUGGGGUUGGACGUGGAGUCCCCCACCUUCCCAACGGACUUUGUUGAAAAAUACCCCACCCAGCCACCACCCGAACAGACUCCAGAUCCAAAACUGACUGAAAUUACACAAAAAUUAAGCGAAGCAGAGGAAAAAUCUAAAAAAUUAGGGGAUGAAGUUGAGCAUUAUCAGAGGGUUUUGGCGAGCACGGAGCACCUCCUGGCCUCGCUCCAGUCGUCCAUCGAGACGGAGGAGACCAAGUGGUUGGCGAAGUUGGCGGAAAAGGAUGCAAAAUUAGAACAAGUCUUAGCCAAAGUUAAUAAUCUCAAUAAUGGACUCAAUGGGGGGGGAGAACCCCAUCCCUCCACGGAAUCCUUGGACAAUGACACCCCCGCGACACCGUCAUCUCCACCGAGUGUAGAAAUAGAUUCCUCCUCUUCCCCCUCACCAUCGACGAAAUCUCAACAACAACAAAACGACAAUUCCCUGAUUGAAAAGAAGAAAAAGAAAAAAGUCCUUGGGUUUUUUUCUAAAUAGUUUUUUUUUUAAAUUUAUUUAUUAUUUUAGGUGCUCUGUUUUUAAUAAUUAAAUUGUGCAGCAUUCCAAUUCCUAAAUAAAUAAAGAAUAUUUCAUGUAAAAAGAAAUCAGUUUGAGAAUAAAUCGAUGGAGUGGAGAGAGAGA